Molecule: messenger RNA, 1445 nt
Organism: Raphanus sativus (radish)
Lineage: Eukaryota; Viridiplantae; Streptophyta; Magnoliopsida; Brassicales; Brassicaceae
Product: ankyrin repeat-containing protein BDA1-like
Exons: 2
Coding region: 23-1354 (443 amino acids)
Molecular function (GO): protein binding
Source: RefSeq, a predicted model, not a curated record
CCUUUUUAACUUUUUCUUUCCAAUGGAUCCAAGACUUGAACAAGCAGCUGAAUCUGGAAGCAUCGAUGAGCUAUAUGCUCUUAUUGAUGAGAAUCCAUACAUACUUGAGAACAUAGAGGCAGUACCAUUUGUGACCACUCCCCUCCACGUAGCUGCAGCUUCUGGGAACUUACCAUUUGCCAAGGAGAUUAUGAAUCUUAAGCCCUCUUUUGCUAGAAAGCUCAACGCAGGCGGGUACAGUCCGUUGCAUCUUGCUGUCAACAUGGAUCAAGAUGAGUUUGUCUGCAGGAUGAUCUGGCUUGAUGGCCAUCUUGCCCGCGUUAAAGGGAGAAACGGCAUCACACCGUUUCAUUUACUAGCGAUAAAAGGAGACGCAGAUCUUGUAGCAAGGUGCCUUCGUAAAUCCCCUGAAUGUAUCGAAGAUGAGAGCGUAGAUCGCCAGAAUGCUCUGCAUCUUGCUGUGAUACAUAAUAGAUUCGAAGUUCUCCAAGUCCUCACCGGAUGGAUCCAGAGAAUGACCCAAAGAGACGCUGACUCCAUUCAGAGUCGUGUUUUGAAUAAAGUGGAUAUUGACUACAACAUGCCUUUGCACCUUGCAGCAUCUAAGAAUGAUCGCCAGGCGGUUAAGCUGUUAUUGGAAUGUCGGUUGGUCAAGCGGAACGAAGUAAAUGGUGAUGGUUUAACUUUCCUUGAUAUCUUAAGAAACCAAGAACAGAGAGAGGAGGAAGGUGGAGCAGGCUUAAGAAGCCAGGGACCAGGAGGGGAGGACCUGGAUUUGGAACAAGUUGUUGUAAAAACCGGGUGUAAAGAGGCGGCUUCCGUGCCAAGAACGAAGGCAAGGUUUGAGACUUUAAAAUCACCAUUCACUUUCUGGAAUUUCUGUUCCACGGGCAUUAGACGCCUAAGGACUGACACAUCAGAUGAAGCUCGUGGAGUGUUCUUGAUUAUAUGCACUUUGAUAAUAACAGCCACUUACCAGACUGCCCUCCAGCCUCCCGGAGGUGUACACCAAUCUGAGGGUUCGAAUGCGGGUUCCGUAGUGAUGAAACAGGUCUUUUUCAUCCUUCUUUGGAUUUCCAACACCAUCGGCUUCUGCUGCGCUAUAUUCUACACCUUUUGUCUCAUGCCAAUUGGUAGUAUGUUUGCAUGUUGGUUCUUUUGGAUUGGGGGAUCUCUGUGCAUUUCUUAUGCUCUGGCCAUGGCAGUAAUCUCACCGCACCCUCUAGUGUUUCUCUCUGCGGCCUUCGUCUUCUUCCUGCUCAUUGCUCUCUAUAUGUUGCUUGAAGUUUUCUUUGAGAGUUGGCAUCUGACUGUUAGUCUUGUGCCCCGAUUGAGCUGGUUUUGGAAGGUUUGAUACACCAUAUGUCACUUUUAUUACCGAAGAAGAGACAUAUGCCAUGUCCCUUGUGUUUUUUUUUUAAAUUACAAUUAACGAUUAGUUUUGC